UAUAUAACACUGAAGGUCUUGGCUACAUAGAGAUCACUUGUGAAACAUCUGGAAGACAGUUCUAAACUUCUUGAGGCUGUCAUGUGCGACUUGUGCGUGUCGGUACUACUCUUACUUGGAGUGGUGUCUGGGCUUUGUAGCAGUGAUCAGUCAUGUACAGAAGUGAAAGUUUUAGGGAUUGGGGACUCUGACAAAUUGUCAAUUCUUCGAGGCUGCCCUGGUCAUCCUGGCCUUCCUGGUCAAAAAGGAGAUGUUGGGGCACCGGGAGAAAAAGGACAAAGGGGGUCUGUGGGGAGCACAGGAAAGGUUGGACCUUCGGGAAAUAAAGGAGAGAAAGGAGAAAGAGGUGCGACUGAGCCAGUCUAUGCUGCCAGGAACUGCAAAGAAGUACUGAAUCAGGGGGCAGUCCUCAGCGACUGGUACACCAUAUACCCAGAUGGCAGCCGGCCCCUGAAGGUCCUGUGUGAUAUGGACACGGAUGAAGGAGGAUGGAUUGUCAUACAGAGACGUUGGGAUGGGUCAGUAGACUUCUUCCGCACUUGGGAUGCUUAUAAGAAAGGCUUUGGCAGCCGGCUAAGUGAAUUUUGGAUGGGGAAUGAAAAUAUUCAUCAAAUAACUUCAACAGGGACAUGGAAAUUACGUGUUGAUCUACAAGAUUUUGAAGGUAAAACAGUGUUUGCCAAGUAUGCAAGCUUCAAAGUAUUGGAUGAAUCUGAGAAAUACAAAUUAUUAAUCGGAGCCUAUCAGGAAGGAACUGCAGGAGAUUCUAUGCGAGGUCUAAACAACAUGAAGUUUAGCACUAAAGAUGAAGACAACGACAUUCUUGAGGGCAGUUGUUCCUUACAGUAUAAAGGCGGCUGGUGGUAUAACAAUUGUCACCAUGCAAACCUUAAUGGACUCUACCACCUAGGAGAGCACACAUCUUUUGCAGAUGGCAUCAACUGGUAUACUGCCAGAGGGCAUAAAUACUCGUACAAGCAUGUAGAAAUGAAGAUUAGACCUGUUUAGAGAAAGAUGGAGCAAUAAUUGUCUUUAAUGGAUGCCAAAACUGACUGCACGGGCCUGGUGGGUGAAGGGUUCAGGUCGGCUGAAGUAGGCUCAGUGUGUUGGCGGCCUGGUCAUAGUUGUAGCUAGGCUUUCCUUCAUGAUUCAGUUCUCUGCUCUAGACCAGUAUCUAAAUACUCUGACCAAUGUGCGGUGGCCCAGAACCCAGAGCAAAUGUCUCCCCAAAGUUAGUCCUUGUAAAUAGCUCCCUAUAGAUUUAGCUCUAGAUAGGACUUUGAAAGUGUAAGCAUGCUAGGCCAAAGAGGAAAAGCAAUGCCUGGGCCCUCCAACAAUACCACAUGCCACCAUGUCUAUUUAAAUUAAUAAAUGUACUGUAUAUAGUUUCAUUGAAUCAAAUAGCAAAACAUUUCCAGCUCACCUGCUCCACCUCCAUAGGCGUGCAAGGAACAACCGCAAAGCUUUCUGAUCCGCUCAGGGAAUUUCAAAGGACUAUAAUAAAGAGAUUGGAUUUUAUCUGUAGUGCAUGUGCUGGAUUUUUCCUUUUUUUUUUUCAAGAAAAUUUCUAAAUUUGAAUGUUUCAUUUAAUUCCUCUGAAAACAAAAUUAAGGGCCUCAUUUAUGAAAAAAAAAAACUAUCUGUUGCCCAAAACAACCAAUCACACUGCAGCUUUUAAUUGUCAAGAGCACUAUGAGAAAUGAAAGUUGGGCUGUGAUUGGGUUAUCAUUUAUGGGAGCGAUACGGUUGAAAAUUGUGGGUAGCCGGUCACCUUAUGGGGGGAACUGGGACUUGCGGUGUACUGAUUGGCACCGAUAGGAAAGGGAAUGUGAAGAAUUUGGUGCACGCAAUGUGAGCCGGUCCCAAUAUGGCGGUGGUGAUGGUGAUACCCACUGUAUGUAUUUGUUUUCAGAAUAUUUUUAGGAUACAGUGGAAAAUGGAAUCGAUGUAUUUCAAAUUCAAUAGUGCCAUAAGGUGACAGGUUAGUGCUAUACCCUACCCAGAUAAUCAGAAUACUACUGCAACCAGAGAAACAGUAGGUUAGGGUCAUUUUUAUUUCAUGGGGUUUGUGAUGAUAAUUGUGAUUUUGUGAUAUUCAACCCAAGACAACACAAUCUGGGUGACCGCCAAACAGUGCCCAUAAAGUAUCUGCCACAACACCCGUUUGCUUAUGACUGCCGCAGUGCCCCCCUUACCAGGUGUCAGCAACCUUCACCCCUCCCGCUGUUGUGAAACUACAACUCCUAGCAUGCGCGCUUGCUCAGCCGUUCUCAGAGAAUGGAACACGCUGGGAGUUGUAGUUUUUACAACAUCCAGAGUGCCAAAGGUUGUUGAUCCCUGCCCUAUACUAUAGGAUUUCAGCGGUAUAGACCUCACUGUAAGAUAAUUGGGACCCUCGUUGCCAAUCCAACUUCUCCUCUUAAAGGGAGAGGAAUCAGUGGAUUAUACAACAAAUACAAUAAAAAACCUUGAUCUCCUCAGGCAAUAAACUACAGGACUGCUUUUACGUCUGGGAGCCGUUCAGAUUAGACAGAUAAGAGAUCUGAUCACUGGGUGGUAAUGGGAGCUCCAGUAUCUCACGUCAGGACUCCAGAUCUCCCCUGCUGAUGAUACCAACUGGUAACUUAAAGAAAAUCCCCUGCCGGGAGAUUACAAUCUCCCCUGAUGCUUGCCACUUACCAGCUGCAUAAAUAGAAGGAAAACAAAGCAAAUGCUGUGAAAUUCUGAUAAUCCGACACGUCGUGCUGGUGCCAGUGCAGCGCCCUAACAGGUAUGUCACCCGGAUGCUGAAAGAGACUACACAGACACCCAUCUUUUUACACGGGCAGAUAAACUGUCCAAGACGAGUGUUGAUCGGCGAUAUAGUCGAUCAGCGCUGGUUGAGGGGUCUUUUACGCUCAGAAGUAAGCGUUUAUACAAAUGCUGUACCAAUAAGGCACUUAAAGGGGUUGUCCAGGAUUUUGAUAUUGAUGGCCUAGCCCCAUCAGAUCAAUGGGGGUGUCGACACCCCGCACCCCCACCGAUCAGCACUUAAGUGAAAGGUAGAAGCAGCACUGUAGCCAUCAGCUCUGUCCAUACACAGUGGAUGGAGCUAUGUAGUGUAGGGGCGUGAGGUAUUGGACCCCUGCCAAUCUGAUAUCAAUGGGCUAUCCUGAGAAUAGGCGAUCAAUAUCAAAAUUCUAAACUGCCCCUUUAAGUCAGUACCAGACUAUUAUGAUUAGCAGCGAAUUAAUCCUGGACAACCCCUUUAAGACAGUGCCAGA
Molecule: messenger RNA, 3263 nt
Organism: Bufo gargarizans (Asiatic toad)
Lineage: Eukaryota; Metazoa; Chordata; Amphibia; Anura; Bufonidae
Product: ficolin-1-like
Exons: 8
Coding region: 82-1008 (308 amino acids)
Source: RefSeq, a predicted model, not a curated record